This is a messenger RNA of Cladophialophora bantiana CBS 173.52, 1965 nucleotides long. RefSeq lists its product as uncharacterized. Gene Ontology annotation, cellular component: cytosol; intracellular membrane-bounded organelle. The record is from RefSeq and is a predicted model, not a curated record. Bases 1 to 1965 code for a protein of 654 amino acids. Gene Ontology annotation, molecular function: A2-type glycerophospholipase activity. The transcript has 4 exons. Gene Ontology annotation, biological process: glycerophospholipid catabolic process. Lineage: Eukaryota; Fungi; Ascomycota; Eurotiomycetes; Chaetothyriales; Herpotrichiellaceae.
AUGAAAUAUCUGAUACUCAGCAGCAUUAUUUGGCUUGCGGGCGGUUUAUUCUCUCAAAGCUUGAGUUGGGAUUGUCCGAGAGGCUUGACUACGCUUGGCCUCAUCGAUGCCUUUGUUCGGCGAGCUUUGCCAGAUGCACCCAAUGGAUAUGCACCAGAGGGAGGUGAUUGCCCAUCCCCCGAACCUUUUGUGCGCAGCGCGAAUGCAUUGUCGCCAAACGAAACAUCAUGGCUCUUGAAACGGCGCCCAAAGGCCAAAGAAGCUUUAGUUGAGUUGCUCAGCAGGAUCAAUAUAUCCGACUUUAACGCCCCCGAGUAUCUUCGAAACCAGGCAGCAAACAUUUCAGCGUGGCCUAAUAUAGCAAUCGCUGCUUCAGGAGGGGGUUACAGGGCUAUGCUAAACGGCGCUGGAGCAAUCGCUGCGUUUGACUCACGAACAGGAGAAGCCCCCACUGAUGCUGGCUAUCUCGGAGGCCUUUUGCAAUCCGCUACAUACCUCUCUGGACUCAGUGGCGGCUCCUGGUUAGUAGGAUCUUUGUAUAUGAACAACUUCACGACAAUACCAGCAUUAUUGAGUGGUGAUAUGGCAUCUGUGUGGAAUUUGGAAAAUUCUAUCUUUGAAGGACCACCCUCAGUGUCUCAUUAUUAUAAAACACUAGUGGACGCUGUGAGUGACAAAGAAAACGCAAGUUUCAAUACUUCAAUUACCGACUAUUGGGGUCGAGCAUUGUCAUAUCAGCUCAUCAAUGCUGUGGAUGGGGGCAUUAGCUAUACGUGGUCAUCUCUAGCUGUGAUGCCGGAUUUUAUGGAUGGGGAAAUGCCGAUGCCGAUUGUUAUAGCGGAUGAGCGAGCGCCAGGAGAGCUACUUAUAAGUUCAAAUACCACCAUUUUUGAAUUCAACCCGUGGGAACUUGGAACAUUUGAUCCGACUGGCAAUGGCUUCGUUCCAUUAAGGUAUAUUGGGUCAAAUUUUUCCUCAGGAAAGCUACAACAGAACGCAACCUGUGUCCGAGGAUUUGACAACGCCGGGUUCGUCAUGGGGACUUCUUCAUCGCUCUUCAAUCAGGCUUUUCUAAUACUUAACGGGACGAACGACACUUCUAUACUGGCAAAUGCGAUCACCAAAGUUCUCGCUGAAAUCAAUGAGGAUAACAACGACGUGUCGCUAUAUUCGCCGAAUCCAUUUUACCAAUAUAACAUCGACACCAAUCCUAAUGCGGAUUCACGGACUCUAUUCUUAGUUGAUGGGGGUGAAGAUCUCCAGAACAUACCUUUACAUCCACUCAUCCAGCCGGCUAGAAAAGUGGAUGUGAUAUUUGCUAUUGAUAGUUCGGCGGACACUAAAACAAACUGGCCAAAUGGUACAAGCUUGGUUGCGACUUACCGGCGGAGCGUUAACUCCAUGUUUGCGAAUGGCACGACCUUUCCCUCUAUACCAGACCAGAACACAUUCGUCAACUUGGGAUUAAAUUCGAGGCCUACCUUUUUCGGUUGCAACUUGACAAAUAUGACCGGAGAUGCCCCGCUCAUUGUUUACCUCCCGAACUUUCCCUAUUCUUAUUCUUCUAAUGUCUCAACGUUUGACCUCCAGUACAACAACUCAGAGCGCAACGCGAUUGUUCAGAACGGUUUUGACGUCGCAACGAUGGCAAAUGGCACGAUUGAUUCAGAAUGGCCAGUAUGUGUAGGAUGCGCUAUCCUCUCUAGAAGCCUCGAAACAACUGGCGUGGCAGUCCCAGUCGUUUGCCAGGACUGCUUCGUGAAGUAUUGUUGGAAUGGAACCAUCAACGACACAUCUCCUCCGCUCUACGAACCGCAGAUGAUCCAAACACAGGAGGGCGUAAAAAGCGAAGGGUCAAGGCUAGCGUCCGAAAAGGCGACCCUUUUGAUUUUGUCAUUCUUUUGUUGGAUUUUCUUCUCCGAAGUUUUUGCGGUGGGUUUUGAUCAUCCUAUGACUGCGGUAUAA